Messenger RNA from Aspergillus wentii DTO 134E9, 2582 nucleotides. Its product is annotated as LMBR1 domain-containing protein. The transcript has 2 exons. Lineage: Eukaryota; Fungi; Ascomycota; Eurotiomycetes; Eurotiales; Aspergillaceae. The record is from RefSeq and is a predicted model, not a curated record. Gene Ontology annotation, cellular component: membrane. Bases 438 to 2456 code for a protein of 672 amino acids.
ACGGACUACCUUGAUGGCUUGCAGUCGUAGAAUAGUACUACCUACAUUAUACCUAGUUAGCUACCUCUAGGCUCUACUACCUAGCUAUCGUAGAUCUGGGUGCCUUGGUGCCUCAGAAAUUCUCCACAUCCUGUUCCUUUUUUUGGUAGCAACGGUCGAGUCAUGUGCCGUCACGUGAGACGGGCUGUCGUCACCAUGCCUUAUCGUCGACGGUCGCGGUUUUGCUUCCCCUACGUUUCAUCCAUUAUUAUACCACAUCCGACGUCGACCUCAGCGUUCGAUUUCCUUUCCUUCUUUUUUUGCCUGCUUCGUUCUUUCUCUUCUUCUCUUGUUUCUUUGACCGGCCGUUUCGUCUUCAUUUCUCCGCCGCUCGUCAUGAUCAAUUGAUACCAUCGCUUUUUCUUGGUCCUCGAUUAACUAUCCCCCAGGCAUCAACCAUGAUCUCCACACCCCCCAUCCCCGUGGGUGGCAGCGUCUUCUUUUCCAUCGCUCUUCUCGCCAUUUCUGUACUGACGCUACUGCUUCUACGACGCUUCUUGACUUUGCGCGCCACUCCUGCCUAUCUUUCAGUUCCGGUCUUUCUCGCCCUCGCUCUUCCCGCCAGUGUCGUGCUUCUUGUCCCCAUUGACUUGUCAUCCAGCUCGCGUGACGAUGGUGGGCCCACGGCGAUAUGGCUUCCUGAGCGUCUGGUACUUGUGUCAUGGCGCAUCGCUUAUUGGCUGAUCUUUGUUCUAACUUGGCUCAUCCUUCCGCUGCUUGGCGAAUACAUCGAUUCCGGAUAUCGUGAACCAAAAGCCCGCAUUAUGUACUCGAUCCGCUCCAACGCCCGCUAUCAGUUAAUCGUCUUAGGCUGUGGCAUUGUGGGGUUGAUUUAUGUGUCCAUCCAAAAAGGCUUUGAGUUCACUUCGAUCAAAGCGCUUAUCAUGGCUAUUGCCUAUGUGUGGGGUUUGGUUCUGGCCAUUUACCUGAUGGGUCAUGGACUCGUCUCUAUCCCUCGCACUUUUUUCCGCAACGCCAACAACAGUGGACGGCUCCGGAGAAUUCAUGCCCACGCCCCCAAGGUGCAUGACCGUUUGAUGGAUGCAAUCAGCGACUUGGAAGUCCUCGAAUCGCAAGUUUUGCAGCUGCAGCGUCGCAAGACUGGCACCGCCCGGGACUUUCAAGAUUGGAUCGAGGAAUUGGCUGAGGCUUCCAGUCCCCCUGAGUUGCGAUCGGCUGUGAUUGACCCAUCAGAUGGGUCCAACAAGAUUCCUGCGAUUAUCACGGAACGCUAUCUGGCUGAUUUGACCCGGCGUAUCCAACGCGCUCGACACCAAAAAGCUCGGUUUGUUGAUGAGUGGGACCGCCUUGUCAUAUCCGCUGCCGAUGUGCAGGCAAUCAUCAAUUCUUGUGCAUCGAAGAAGCUUGAGUUCAAUAACUUGUCGCAACGUUCGUUCUCCACGCGUAUGAAGUUUUUGACCCCUUACAUGCGGUAUCAUGUUUAUGUCAACAUAAUCCCCAAAGUGAGACUCAUGCUGGGUGCGCUUUUCUCGUUCGCUUCCUUUUGCAUCAUCUGGACCGAGUUGGUCAAGUCCUUGCCAAUCCGCUUGUCCGUCGUGGGUUUCAUGGUGACUUCCAAUCGGAAGGAUCCCCAGCCUGUAGGCUUCGCGGGACAGGUCAGUGCGUCUGCUUGGUUGCUGUACAUGUGCUCUGCAGCCCUAGUGGGAGUGAAUGACGCCAAAGUAUGGGGCAAUCGUGCUUUGGUGCGCCGCAAUACAUACGGCGAAAGCGCGUGCUGGUACGCAGGGCUGGUUGCUAGGCUUACUGUACCUCUUGCCUAUAACUUCUUAACCUUUUUGCCAAAAGAAGUCCGACGGGAGACGACCUUUUAUCGCUUCCUUGGCCAGUUCAUUGAUUUCACGUACCUUAUCAAAGGUUUUGACUACAUGUUCCCCGCCUUCAUUCUCAUUCCCGUGUGUGCCACUCUCUUCAACCUCUACGGACGAGUCAAAAACAUCUGCAGUUUUGGACUUGCUGAGGAAGAUGCCGAUGAUUUGGAAAACAACCCCAGCGGAUAUGGAAUGGGUGGCUGGAGAGAAGGCCGAGAGCUCAUUGAUCGAGAGUUGAGUGGCAUAGGAUCCCUACCACUUUCUUCCCGAGAUGGCCCGUCUAGGCGGUUAAGUCGGGAAAACAACAUCCGUACCUCUUCCUCGCACGACCCUCUGAUCGAAGGCCCUCGAGUAUCUCGACCUGCCAGGAGCGGCUUGACUUCUUCCGAUCCGCUUGAGGAAGAAGAAGAAGGGUUCUUCCAGUCCUUUGCGCACCGGGUGAAAAAUACCUUUGAGACCGCCAACACACCGCAAUGGCUCCAAGGCGAACCUUUCCGGCUUCCCAGGUGGAUGUCGAACGACAGCAAUGAAAAUGGUGACGGUCUUUCUAGGUUAUUUGGAGGCCGACCCGCCAACGUGAGACUUUGAUGUCUGAUUACAGGAUGUUAUGCAUGGUAAAGGCGUUUGAUAGGAUGGAUCAGGUUAUUAAAUGUAUUAUAAUGUCGCGCCCGUAUAUAUAUAUAUAUAUAUUAUUUUUUUUUUUUCCAAUUGAUG